Molecule: messenger RNA, 1092 nt
Organism: Helobdella robusta
Lineage: Eukaryota; Metazoa; Annelida; Clitellata; Rhynchobdellida; Glossiphoniidae
Exons: 6
Coding region: 1-1092 (363 amino acids)
Cellular component (GO): membrane
Source: RefSeq, a predicted model, not a curated record
AUGGUAACGCUGUUAACUAUGUUUGAGGUGGUUAAAGGUCAAGGUGUGGUGACCUUGACUCCCGAAGGUCAGGUGGUCAGUCAGGGUUCUGUGGUGGUAGCUUCUGUUGGUGGUGGGGACGUUAAAAGUAAACCCGCCAUGGUUUCCAACUCGACUCAGACUGAUGAUGGUUUACAAGAAGAGGAGAAGCCGUUCAUACUGUCUGGAAUGUUUCUUGCAGUUGCAGCUGCCUGCGUGUCUAUACUAACGAUCAUCAUCUUCGCCAUUAUCAUCAUCUGCGUUAUCAGAUGUUACUGGGAUAGGCCAAGGAAUGAUCCUGGCAUCUUUCCAGUGAAUGGUCCGUACGGAUCAGUGGGAGGAAAGGAUGGUUCCACAACCUACGUCCCGGUCCUCAUGGACAGAAAGAUGGCUCAGAGUGCUCAGAUGUUCUUCUAUCAGUUUCAGAAACAACAAAUUCUGGCCAAGGAUAAGGAGAACACAACACGACGCAGUGUGGAUUCCGACUCAUGCUCAGAAACCGAUAUCAAGGAUGGUCACGUGAACAUCGUUUCUUGCCCCGGUUUGGCUCUUGAUAGCGGUGAAGACAUAGAAGUGAGGAAUCCACUCUUUGCAGACAUUCCCGACGUGCCAACAACUCCCACGUGGAAUGAAUCAAGUCACAACGACAGCCACAACGACAGCAACAACGGGUCACAACCGGAAACUCUUCCCAACACGGAUGAAGAAAACAGCCACGAUGUCGAUGAUGCUACACACAUGACGUCAUCCGCUCCUGUUAUUUCUCCACCUCCUCCAUCCAUCUCUUCUUUGUCUGACUACAACACUUCACUUCCCAGUCCGUCGAUCUCACCGCUGCCAGCUCUGAGAGAUGAUGAUAACGAUGAGGGUCGUGGGGAUUCCGUGAAUACAAGUAAAAACAGCGAAGAUGCUGAUGAUGGUGAGAGGAAAGAUGGAAAUGAUGGAAGAGCAGUGAGCGGAGACGGAAAUGCUGGAUUUUCUAAAAAUUCCGAAAAGAGCAGCCAGAUGAAGUCGAUAAUUGCCGAGGAAAAGGAAAGUGAAUUUAAACCUCCCAACGGAAGUUCCCUGCGCUGA